AUGGUCGUUGGAGCAGCCGGAGUUCGGUUGGUAACAGCAGUACUUCCACAAGCCCGCAGCCUCGCUCGACACGCAGCCAAGCCUGUGGCUGUGUGUGAAGGGAGAGAUUACCUCGAGGACGGACAUGACGGCGACGGGUUGUCAUGGUACCUCUCGCUUGUCGGUGCUGCGUUCGUUGGCUUCGGACUAGCUUACGUCAUGCAGAAGAUGGACUACCGCAGGGUGCUCUUCUGUGUCGAUCAGUACGUCUCAAGGACGGCAAUGAAGUUGCGGUCGCUGUUUGAUCGCAGCUCUUGGAAGCAGAAGCCUCUGCUGGCAGCUUCAUCCAGCAGCGUGACUGGCAGCAGCCGCAGCAUCAAAGAGAAGAAGAGGGGAGCAAGAGACUCGGCGGCCUUCAGCUACGUAAAGCAGGGGAACGACAGGAUGUCAGUCGAACUCUGCCUUGGCUGUGUUGAGACGAACCGGCUGCUGCGAAAGAUUGCGAAGGACUCGGGGACGAGCUACGACACCUUUGAGCCAUGCAACUUGUGCAGGGAGCGAGUGGCAAGGCUCGCAUCGAUGAAGCAGACAUGA
Guillardia theta CCMP2712 is the source of this 573-nucleotide messenger RNA. RefSeq lists its product as hypothetical. Lineage: Eukaryota; Cryptophyceae; Pyrenomonadales; Geminigeraceae. The transcript is spliced from 8 exons. The record is from RefSeq and is a predicted model, not a curated record. Bases 1 to 573 code for a protein of 190 amino acids.